CACAUCUCUUCACUCCACACUCGCUCCUGGAGAGAGAGACAACGAGUCAGAGAGAGAGAGAGAGACACAGACAGAGUUAGAGACAUAAAGACAGAGAAACAGCUAGAAAGGAGAGACUCGUCGCUAGAUCGAGAUAAAGAGCGGGAUACAGAGAGAUUGUGUGGGAUAGAUAGAGACACUGUGAGAGAUACCUUCCCACGGAGAGACGGAAAGGGUUACCAGACCGGCCGAUUCCAUCAUGUCUUACUAUGAGCACAUCUACAUCGAGGACUUCAACUACACGGGGUCCGGGUCCGGGGACAUGGGCAUGGACCUGGAGGAGCCCUGCAACGUGGAGAAGGUGGUGUCCCCGGACCUCCAGCAGGUGUUCCUGCCCGUCGUCUACACCCUCAUCUUCCUGCUGGGCAUCACCGGGAACAGCCUGGUGGUGGUGGUGCUGGGCUGCCAGCGCAGGGCCAAAUGCAGUCUGACAGACUGCUACCGUCUGCACCUCUCGGCGGCGGACCUCCUCUUCGUCCUCUCGCUGCCCUUCUGGGCGGUGGACGCGGCGCUGGCCGACUGGCGGCUGGGCCCGGUGGCGUGCGUGGGCGUGCACGUGAUCUACACGGUCAACCUGUACGGCAGCGUCCUCAUCCUGGCCUUCAUCAGCCUGGACCGCUACCUGGCCGUGGUCAGGCCCACCGACACCAACACCGGGGGCCUGCGCCAGCUGCUCGCCAGCCGAUUGGUUUACGCCGGUGCCUGGCUGCCCGCGGCGCUGCUGGCCGUGCCCGACCUGGUGUUCGCCCGGACCCGGGAGGGCGGCGAGGGGGUGACCCUGUGCCAGCGCUUCUACCCCGAGGAGAGCGGCCCGCUGUGGGUGGCCGUGUUCCACCUGCAGCUGGUGCUGGUGGGGCUGCUGAUCCCCGGCGUGGUGCUGCUCAUCUGCUACUGCGUCAUCGUGAGCCGCCUGACCCGCGGCCCGCUGGGCGGCCAGCGGCAGAAGCGGCGGGCGGUGCGCACCACCGUGGCCCUGGUGCUCUGCUUCUUCGUGUGCUGGCUGCCGUACGGCGCCGGCAUCGCGCUGGACGCCCUGGUGCGGCUGGAGGUGCUGCCGCGGAGCUGCGGCCUGGACGCGGCCAUGGGCGUGUGGCUGGCGGUGGCGGAGCCGCUGGCGUUCGCCCACUGCUGCCUCAACCCGCUGCUGUACGCCUUCCUGGGGGCGGGCUUCAAGACGUCGGCGCGCCGCGCCCUGACGCUGAGCCGGGCCUCCAGCCUGAAGAUCCUCCCCCGCAGGCGGGCCGGGCCCUCCACCACCACCGAGUCCGAGUCCUCCAGCCUGCACUCCAGCUAGCCCCCACACCCAGUACUGGGUGUUUAUGUGUGUGGGGGUUUGUGUGUGUGUGUGUGAGUCUGUAUGUGCGUGCGUGGGUGUGUUUGUGUGUAUGAGUGCACUGCACGUACACGCACAAACAAACGUGUGUGACUGAAUGGAUCCACGUAUAUGCAUUCCGAUUUUCGUUUGAGGAAACGGGACUUCUGUGUAUGUGUGUGCAUGGACGGACGGGUAGGCUGGUCCAUCAUCUGUCCUCGUGCAUCUUCCAUCUGUGCGUUCUCAUGUAAAUAUUGUUGUGCUUUCAUAAUAAAACUGUGAUGUUGUGUAA
Molecule: messenger RNA, 1643 nt
Organism: Gadus macrocephalus (Pacific cod)
Lineage: Eukaryota; Metazoa; Chordata; Actinopteri; Gadiformes; Gadidae
Product: C-X-C chemokine receptor type 4-like
Exons: 4
Coding region: 239-1333 (364 amino acids)
Biological process (GO): immune response; neurogenesis; G protein-coupled receptor signaling pathway
Cellular component (GO): membrane
Molecular function (GO): G protein-coupled receptor activity
Source: RefSeq, a predicted model, not a curated record